This is a messenger RNA of Megalops cyprinoides (Indo-Pacific tarpon), 3256 nucleotides long. It is a transcript of the gene tuft1a, whose product is annotated as tuftelin 1a. Gene Ontology annotation, biological process: intracellular signal transduction. The record is from RefSeq and is a predicted model, not a curated record. Gene Ontology annotation, cellular component: intracellular anatomical structure. Bases 313 to 1494 code for a protein of 393 amino acids. The transcript has 12 exons. NCBI's taxonomy places the organism in Eukaryota, Metazoa, Chordata, Actinopteri, Elopiformes, Megalopidae.
UGAGGAGGGAGGGAAAGGUAGCCGAAAGGGGAGUGAAUUUAGUUGGGAAAAAAAACCUUUACUGCCUUGUCUAUAGGACGCUAGCCAGCUAUUUUUAAACAGACUAAAGACUCCGCAAGAGCUGCUGCACACUCUGAAAGAGAGUGGCGGUUAAACCGAAAUUACAAAAAGUGACAAAAAAAUAAUAACAAAGUCAUAAAGGCAAAGGACAAAGAGAGGCAUUGAAAUAAUUACCAGCAGGUUCCUGCAAUUAAACCAAUAUAUAAUUAAAUAUAUCUAAUCUAUAAAUUUAUCGAUUAUCAUUUACCGAAGAUGAACGGACUUACUGGAAGCCUCUGUACGUUUGAAGACAUCAGAUCGGACGGCAGAUCCACGGACGGCUGUAGGAGGCUCAGACUCACCCUGCACGACCAGAACCAGCCAGUUCGGACCACAGUGCAGCCACAAAGCAAGCCAAUUGGCCGAGCUUUUGCGUUGGUGCAGCCAGCCAAUGAGAGGAAGCCGCUGAAGUUUGAACCAAUCAAACCAACAGAAGAGAAGGUUGAAGUCAUUAAGGUGUACCUGGAAGCACGCAAAAAGGAGCAGACCAGAGACCAGCAGAGUCUGAAGAUGCUGUCAGAUGAAGUUUCCCAGAUACAGGAGGUGAGGUACUGUUUGAAGACUCUGAGGGAGGUGAUGGCAGCUAAAAACAACAACAAAGGGGAGCACAAGUUCCCUGCCAAUGGCUACAAGGUUCAUGUGCCAAGCAGCCAAUCAGUCACGUCUAAUCAAAAGGAGGGUGAAGCCGUUGCUGAAAGUCAGGACUGGGAGGAUGAACAGGAGAGUGCACGACUGAGGGAAGUGAGUAAGCGUUUAUACAGCCAGCUGCAGGAAGCGGAGAAGAGGCACCAGGAGGAGAGGGAGAGGCUGCAGGCGGAGAGCGGGCAGUACCGGCAGCGGCUGAGUGAGCAGGCGGAUCGUCUGCUGCGGGCGGAGGAGGGGGUGGAGGUGCGGGACCAGCGCAUCGAGGAGCUGCAGCGCCUGCUGGCCGGCAUGGAGGUGGAGAGCGCCGCCCUGCGGGAGAAGAUGAGGGACAGCGAGGGGGAGCUGAUGCAGCUGCGGGCGCAGAGGGAGGAGGAGCAAAACGAGGACCGGAGGUCUGAGCAGCUGGAGAAAGAGCUGGCCGUGCUGAAGGAGAAGAUCCAUCACCUGGACGACAUGCUGAAGAGUCAGCAGAGGAAGGUUCGACACAUGAUCGAACAGCUGCAGAACUCGCGAACGGUGAUCCAGGAGAGAGACAGAGUGAUCCGCGAGCUGGAGGAGAAGGUGGCCUACCUGGAGGCAGAGAACAGAGAGUUACAUGACCAGAUGGACUACUUCCUUGGAGGUCAGAGGCCCAGCUCAUACUUGUCAUCAGAGCGCAACCCACAGAUUGUCUACAGUAAGCCGCUGAGGCCUUCCAAUCACUCCAACAAGUCCCUGCCCUUCAUUAAAGUCAUCGAGAUCAAGUCGUGAGCAACCCGGGAGGGGGGGGCGAGAGGCCAGCGUAAAGCUACACCACAGAAACACAACCGUACAGUAUUGUCCACCACUGGUCCUGGAGCACAUUAACCCUGCAUGACUCACUCUCAUCUCUGCAUCAAGGAUAUGAUAAGCAUAGAUACUGCUGUUAAUGUAGAUAGAGAUAUUAAUGGAAUGAACAUAGUGAUAGACAUUGAUGCACAGUCAUUUACCUUUAAAAAUAUUUUUCACCUUCCCUCUAAGUAGGUUCAAAAUGUGUUUACUUUGAGUGAGUAAUUUUCAGUCUGAUUCCGAUUUCAUUAUAGAAUCUGGUCAAUAUUAAAUAUCUCCUUUAACGGGUGAUAUUAACAGAAUGGAGUCAGAAAUUAGGCUGUCUUUGCUGUUAGUUGAGUCUGAGCCAGCGGAUGUUUUGAAGACUUAUCGAUGCCUUCUCCUUUUUUGCCCUUAAAAAGAGACAACAAGGGAAAUGGCUAGUGGCCCGAGUAUCAAUUCAGUUGAAUAUACCUUUAAGAAAAGGCAGGCGGUUGAUUUAAAAGGCACAUACAGAGAACGGGAUUAAUGGAAUCCAGUUUGGGCCCUUCCAAAGAUGGGGAGGGAGCAGGAGCUCUGCCAGUGGGGGUGGCCAAGGAGAGGGAGGAUUUAAUAAGAAAGGCAACACUGUAGAAGUAAGCCCUGGAUGUUGCCUGGAUUAGGACUGUAGCUAUACACAUGAGUACCACAGUGACAGAAUGUACUGGGGACUAGAAACAAGUGAUGAAGUAUAUGGAACCCAGGAAGAUGUGUCAAAUCCAUCUAGUUAUUCAGGUCAUUUAAAUUGUGAUGGAUGAGUAGCGCUGAGGGCAGGAACAAGACCAAGAAAAUGGAGGUGUUUCUGGCAGUGAUGCCUUUGUAUAGUGAUACUCUUCUCAUCGCGUAUACAGGUCACUUCUGUGGGACGUGAGUCUGGGCUGUUCAUCUGUUGUAUUGUCUUUGAUGUUCCACACUCUCUAAAGCUGUGUGUCCUAUUACUCAAAAAAAAAAACAAUUAUUUCCCCCUCAGGGCUAAACUUUAGACACAGUAACACAAACACUUCAGCUCUGUGGUCCAGUCAUCACCACUCAACUGCUUAAAAAAAAGAGUACACGGCCUAUUUGUAGUAGGUGUAGCACUUUCUCAUAGGCUAAGCUAACGAUGACCAUUGGCUUUCUUUGUAAAGCAUUCAGGUCUGGCUGUGACUUCUCCUGUGACUGCCAGAUAGCUGUCCUUCCAUUUCUACUAACUCAGACACAUAAACCAUUCUGUGAAUGAAAGAAAGGUUUUUCCAGAGAGAUUACACUUCAGCACUUAUUGGGAUAGGCAAAGUGACUUUAUUUUCAGGAGGUUUCACGAUAAUGAAGAAUGACAGUGGUAAUGAUGAAGGUGAUGCGAUAUUUGUUCUAGCAUACAUCAAUACAGUAGCAGCAUUUUACAAGGAGUUAUUGUGUGCAUUUCAGUUCCCAGGUGUAUCUUUUGUGUAUCUUAUAUUAUAUUUAUGCAUUUGUAUGUUUUUGUUUUUCAAUGUCAUGAUUGUUCUACCUAACUGCAAAGCAUUUCUUGUUUUUAUUAACAGUCCUCCAACCGCCUUUGUGAAACUUGCAUUAUUACACAAUUGUAGUAAAUGUUAGGCCUAUUACAGUACAUAACCUGAAGAAGUCUGUGCUGUUUGCUGUGAAAAUUGUGGUGGGGAGGAAGUAUAUAUAUAUAUUUUAAUGCGCAUGUAACAACUAGGUCUUCAUU